Auxenochlorella protothecoides is the source of this 855-nucleotide messenger RNA. Its product is annotated as Bidirectional sugar transporter SWEET2a. Gene Ontology annotation, cellular component: membrane. Gene Ontology annotation, molecular function: sugar transmembrane transporter activity. The coding region runs from base 1 to 855 and encodes 284 amino acids. Lineage: Eukaryota; Viridiplantae; Chlorophyta; Trebouxiophyceae; Chlorellales; Chlorellaceae. The transcript is spliced from 4 exons. The record is from RefSeq and is a predicted model, not a curated record.
AUGAUCUCUGCCAAGGAGGUCGUGCUAGAAUACAUUGUGCCCAUAUUGGGUACCAUCAUAUCCUGCAUCAUGUUCCUUGCCAGCAUGCCGGCCGUCCUGAAGGCCAGAAGGACUCGUGAUCUGGGGCCCCUGAACCUGAUCCCCUACCCCGCCAUCAUCGUCAAUUGUUUGGGGCGCGUGGCCUACAGCUACGUCAUCGUCAACUACUACAUGCUGACGGCGGGGUCGGUGGGCGCCAUCGCCGGCCUGUUCUACACCAUGACCUGCUCCGGCCUGGCCCCGCAGCGCACCUUGGACAUCAUGGCCGGCAUGCUGGUGGUCCUCACCACCGCCAUGAUCGUGGUGGGCGCGGUGGGCUCCUUCCGCCACCUGGCCCACGCCGAGCAGCGCCUGCUGUGGGGCUACGCCUCCAAUGUCCUGCUCAUGGCCUACUACGCCUCCCCGCUCUCCACAAUCUGGACCGUCCUGCACACGCGCUGCGCGGCCAGCCUGUCCGUCCCCAUGGCCGCCAUGAAUGCGCUCAAUGGCGGGCUGUGGCUGGCCUAUGGGCUGGCAAUCCACGACCCCUUCAUCUGGGUCACCAACGGCGUGGGCCUGGGCAUCGCCAUCAUCCUACUCUCCUGCAUCAUCAUGUUCAAGAACGGGCAGGCAGAGGCAGGUCUCGCCCCCGCCAUGAACAGUUCCCCUUCCAGGCAGAGCAACAGCUUCUCCAUGCUGGGGCAGCGCAAGGAGGACGGCGUGGAGGUGGGGCAGCGGGAGCCAGACCGGACGCCCUGUCCCUCCACCGGGGAAAGGAUGCCGGAGCGGUACAGCCCGUACUGGCACAUGGCAGGCGCAAGCUCCAAGCUGACGUGA